ACCAUUUUUGAGAGAGUGAGAGAGAGAGGGCCUCAAUGCUGGGGCGAAGUUUGAAUCAUGACUCCUGACCUCAUCUCAAGAUCCCUGUAGCUGCUGCCAGCCCUGCCAUGGAGAAACUAUUGCCGCUACCAGGAGGGGAGGAUGAACCCAUUGUUCCUUAUGAGGGGCACCUCCGCAAGGACUGCUGUGAGAGGGUGGUAAUCAAUGUUUCUGGCCUACGCUUUGAGACUCAAGUAAAAACCUUGCGCCAGUUCCCCAAUACCCUCCUGGGUGAUCCACGACGUCGUUUGCACUAUUAUGACCCGCUGCGCAAUGAAUAUUUUUUUGACCGCAACCGGCCCUGUUUCGACUCCAUCCUAUAUUACUACCAGUCUGGAGGACGGCUCCGGCGACCAGCCAACAUCCCUAUUGAUGUUUUUUUGGAAGAACUCAAGUUCUACCAGCUGGGAGAUGAAGCUCUCACUAAGUUCCGUGAUGACGAGGGUUUCAUUAAGGAAGAAGCCCAGCCGAUGCCAGACAGAGCCUUCCUCAAACAAGUGUGGCUGCUUUUUGAGCAUCCAGAAACUUCCCAGGCUGCUCGCAUCGUUGCAGUCAUCUCAGUGUUGGUCAUUCUUAUCUCCAUUGUGAUCUUCUGCCUGGAGACCCUGCCUGAGUUUCGGGAUGAAAGGGAUGCAUCUUUGCCGCUUGUUCAUCACCGCCUAAACAGCAGCGUCCACUACGCCCUGCCGCCACCCAAGCCUCAUUCUGAAGAUCCCUUCUUCAUUGUAGAGACUAUUUGCAUCUGCUGGUUCUCCUUUGAGUUCCUUGUGCGGUUUGCAGCCUGUCCAAGCAAGCCAGCCUUUUUCAAGAACAUCAUGAACAUGAUUGAUUUUGUGGCCAUCAUCCCCUACUUUGUAGCUCUUGGCACUGAAUUUGCACGCCAGCGUGGUGUAGGCCAGCCUGCUAUGUCUCUGGCAAUCCUCAGGGUCAUCCGUCUGGUCCGAGUCUUCCGAAUCUUCAAGCUUUCCCGGCACUCAAAGGGCUUGCAGAUCCUGGGGCAGACACUCAAGGCCAGCAUGAGGGAGCUGGGUUUGCUCAUCUUCUUUCUCUUCAUUGGAGUCAUCCUCUUCUCAAGUGCUGUCUACUUUGCUGAAGCUGACCAUGAAGAAACAAGCUUCACCAGCAUCCCUGCAGCCUUCUGGUGGGCUGUGGUCACCAUGACAACAGUGGGUUAUGGUGACAUGUCCCCGGAGACUGUAGGUGGCAAAAUUGUCGGUUCCUUGUGUGCCAUUGCAGGAGUGCUCACCAUUUCCCUCCCAGUGCCUGUCAUCGUUUCCAACUUCAGUUAUUUCUAUCACCGUGAGACAGAGGGUGAAGAGCAAAGUCAGUAUGUUCACAUCACCACUUGCCCGUAUACUCCGCCACCAUCUCCAGCCCCAGCCGCAAUCCGUGAAAAGGCUCGACUCAGGGAAAAAAAUCACUCUGGAGAUACUAACAAAACUGUGCCCAACUCAGAAUUUCUUGAUGGAAUGGUGCCUAUGGGCAACUCAGAAGUGCCCAACAAACGUCUUGUGACCCAAGUGUGACUACCUGUUCCAUCCAUUUAAAGAAGUUGUCCCCAUCCCUGUGCCCUUCCCUUCCCUUCCCUACAUCUCAGUGUCUUAAACUAGAAGGCUGUGCUGCUGCAUAAUAAGACAGUUAGUCAAACAACUGGACUCUUGGGGCGGUUAAAACCCACUGAUAAUAACUAAAGCAAAGAGAAAAUUUCAUAAACGUUUGGGAGAAGAAUUUGGAAGGAGACAGCCCUGUCUAAAUUUGGGAUAGGACAAGUCAUGGUAGGUUGCUACUGGAGCAGACCUAUGGCAAUGGGAAAGCAAAAGGAGUUGCACAGACUAUGUUGCAGGGUGAAACUUUCACAACACACACACACACACACACACAGAGAGAGAGAGAGAGAGAGAGAGAGAUGCUGUGCUCCCUCUUUGGUUGGUUUAAGGUGCUGUCCAUUUAGAAAAAGGACCUCCUCUCUCACUUCUUUUUAUUCCCUUCCCUUCCCUACUCAAGUCAUUUACCAUUCUUCCAUGACUCAGAGAGCCCCUGGCAUGAAAAUGCCAUCACGAAAUCAUAGCUGUGUAUUCUUGAGUUACAUCUCCUGGACCGUGCGAUGGAACAUACCCAGAGUGACGGGGCCCCAAAUAGCAAGAGUGGGAAUAAAUAAAAGAAUGCAGUUGCCCAGCUCCUUCAGCAUCGGGGUAUCAAAGGAAACGCGGUCAUUACACUGAGGGACAACUGUAACUACAUCUCCAGAAUGAAGCUGUCUGCUAUAAAGGAGCUGUCUGCUUCUGCGUCUCCCACAGGAUCUCCUUGUUUUUAAAUCCUACAGAUAAACAGCUGUUCUCCAUUUUGCUGGGAACUCAUACCGGAGGGCCUGUUCUAAUUUUGUAGGCUGCAACUACUGUAAUGGUUAUGUAACAUUUUCUAAAAUUUGCUUUUGGACAAACCACUUCCCAGACUUAGCACAAAACCAUCAUUUUGUUCGGCCCCAAGCAAUAAAGGUUAAGAGACGGUCAACAUCUUCUCCCUCUGGAGAGGCCACUUCAGUACAAGACAAAGGAAACCUUGUGUCCCAUUCAGACCUACCAUUAGGCAGGGUGAGGCAGCCACCCCAUACAGCUAAGGUUCAGUGUCACAAAAAAGUGUGGUCAUUUGUUAAUUAUUUAAUUUAUCAUGUUUUUCAUUUUACUGUCAGGAAAGGAGAAAGGAACUCAUGCAAUUUCCUGCCCCAGAUGCCAAAAGAAUUUGGCUGGCCUUGGAUUCUGUGCACUUUAAUUUGGAGAAAGGUCCCUUUUGCUGUUUCUCCUUCAGGCACCAAAAUGUCUUGGGUCAGCCCUGGUAAUUUCUAAGGGUAGAAGUUACCCAUUUAUUUACAGUUUCUUAUUAUAUAUGUUUACUAUUAUGCAGAGAAAGAGUGCUAGAUUAUUAUUUGAAUUCUCUACCUGCAUCCUGAACUGUUCUCAGGCAACCCAACAGUAUCUCCUUGCCACACAAUCUGAGUUGACACAAUUGUUCUUCAUCUAGUACCACUGCCUUUCAUCUGUGUACACCCAAAUCUACUUCAGUGUAGCUAUUUUCGUAUCCAAUCGGGCAGAGUACAGCCCUCUUCCAAUGCAAUCCGAGCCGCAACAAAAUAUUCCAUUCUAAAUUCAGUUCAACCUUGCACUAAUCUGGAACUGUUAGUGAUCAACUGAUCUCUGCUGUAUAAGGUUUUCUCUGGUGAUGGAGCUAAGAUAUUGGUGCAGGAGAGGAAAGUUAAAUAGUUUUCAAAAGUCUUAA
This is a messenger RNA of Pogona vitticeps (central bearded dragon), 3312 nucleotides long. It is a transcript of the gene KCNA7, whose product is annotated as potassium voltage-gated channel subfamily A member 7. Gene Ontology annotation, cellular component: membrane; voltage-gated potassium channel complex. Lineage: Eukaryota; Metazoa; Chordata; Lepidosauria; Squamata; Agamidae. Gene Ontology annotation, molecular function: protein binding; delayed rectifier potassium channel activity. Gene Ontology annotation, biological process: protein homooligomerization; action potential; potassium ion transmembrane transport. The record is from RefSeq and is a predicted model, not a curated record.